UCUGUUCUCCAUGGCUGGAGUGAAUGCAUGAGUGACCUACAUAUCACACAUGAGAAAGAACCAAGAAAUCUAUACGUCAACACUGAGGAUCGCCCAGACAUUACAUUCUUUGAUGCAGAAUCAGGACAAAAUCUAGAUGUUGACAUAUCAUUGGCACACCCAUGGAGUCAAGGCAUUCUAAAACAAUCCAAUAGGGAGGAUGGGUUUGCUGCCCGCACAAGAGAAGAGAAGAAGACCAAUAAGUAUACAGGAGAAAUUCUACCAGGAGGGACGUCAUCAAAGUGUAUACCACUAGUGUUUGAGCACUUUGGUAGAUGGGGCCUGCAAGCCGAUGCCUUCUUACACACUCUCUCAAAACAGUGCAGCCGUAUUGAGGAAGACCCCUUUCGUAGUGCAGAACAAUUCAAAACUUUUUGGAGGAAACGGUUCUCUUUGAUUCUUCAAAGAUGCAACGCAAAAGUAAUCCUCAAAAAGUUGUCAAGAGUUUCAGAAACAAAGGAUGGCAUGGACAAGCUUUUCGACUUUAAUGUACAGAUCCAAGUCCACUAAUGUUUUAAAGUAUUUUGAUAUGAAGGACUGGUUCAUUAUAGAAGUUUAGGAUGUGUACAAAUAGAGGAUCUGUAACAAUAAAAUAAUCUGUCUGUCUGUCUGU
This is a messenger RNA of Corticium candelabrum, 652 nucleotides long. RefSeq lists its product as uncharacterized. NCBI's taxonomy places the organism in Eukaryota, Metazoa, Porifera, Homoscleromorpha, Homosclerophorida, Plakinidae. The transcript has a single exon. The coding region runs from base 28 to 549 and encodes 173 amino acids. The record is from RefSeq and is a predicted model, not a curated record.